Molecule: messenger RNA, 984 nt
Organism: Botrytis cinerea B05.10
Lineage: Eukaryota; Fungi; Ascomycota; Leotiomycetes; Helotiales; Sclerotiniaceae
Exons: 1
Coding region: 331-804 (157 amino acids)
Source: RefSeq, a predicted model, not a curated record
GAAUUGCUAAUAAAGGAGCUCAAUUAGAAGGUCGAGAAUUUGCAAUCGCAAAUAGAAACCACUUCAGUUGAAUUCGACAAGAUUAUGGCCGAUAAUGCUUCAAAAAUGUCACAAAUACAUGCACUCGAAGUCAAAAUUCGGGACUUCGAAAUCCAUUUGGAUGCCACCAAAAUCGAAACCGCAGGGCUCAAUACACAAAUCGCCGCAAUCAAAUCCGAGAAAUAAAAUCUACAGCAAAGAAUCAACGAAUUCCAAGUCCAAAAUGACUCCAGCCAUCAGGAUUCUGCAACACAGGAAACCAUCGAUGAACUACAAAACCGCAUCUGUCAAAUGAAACUCAAAAUUGGAGAAUAUGAACAGGUCAAUGAGAAUUUACGAGAAUAUAACCGAGUGACAAAAGCUCGUGCCAUUGAAGCAGAGAGCCAAAGAGCCGCGGCAACCGCGCAGAGAAACAAAGUCAUUAUCGAAAGAUACGAAGCAAGUAUACAGGGGCAUGAUUCAAGUCAAAGUACGGCAACAUUCAGUAGGCAGAGCUCAAUUAUGGGGCAUGGAAGCGUUGCGGGAGUUAAGAGAGGUAGAAGUCCGAGUACGGAGUUGAGCGGGAUGAGAGAGCAGAGUAUCGUAAGGGGUGAUGGAAGUAAUUUAUCCGCCGUGAAUGGAGACCUUGAGAUGUAUGGGGCUAGCCCACCACGUCAUAUAAGCAGUUUGGUGAAAUCUGAGUGGGAGAAUAUGAGUGAAACUAGCAGAGUGGCAAAGAAGCCUAGAGUGGAAAGUCGAGAGGUAAUUGAUUUAUCAGAAGAUUGAAGUAGGAAUGAACGUGGUCAUGGGUAGUCGGUGGGAAGCAAAUAAUACAUGGGAAGUGGGAUGGAGAUUGAUUAUCUGGGAUUUCUCUCUUUGAAAGGGAGUUUAUUCAUCAACUAAAAGUCUGCGAGAUCUUAUCGAUGUAGAAAAAUGACAAUACAUAUCUUAACAAUGACUAAAGCA